This is a messenger RNA of Aspergillus uvarum CBS 121591, 562 nucleotides long. RefSeq lists its product as uncharacterized. Lineage: Eukaryota; Fungi; Ascomycota; Eurotiomycetes; Eurotiales; Aspergillaceae. The transcript has a single exon. The record is from RefSeq and is a predicted model, not a curated record. Bases 146 to 460 code for a protein of 104 amino acids.
UUCUCAUACCAUUCGCUUCGAAAGGCCGGGGACCUAUCCUAGGAUGGAAAGUCGGAUGACGAUGUAAUGACCUUUUGAGUUUCUCUAUCCAUUUUCUUUUCGCAAGUGUGCACGCAACCCACACUUAUCCUCAACCAUCAUCUUCAUGUUUCGGUAUAUGAAGGCCAGUCAUAUACACGUGUGUCGUUUAUUGAACAUUUCCGGGUUAUUACUAUCAGGGCGGGAUGGGGGAUCGGGAUCAGGAAGCCUCGAUUGUGACCGAUUGCUAUUUUCUUUUCUCUAUAUAUACAUUUGUGUCUGUGUUGUUCGUUUCGUUGUUCUCUUCCAAACGCGCAAAUCGGAGUCCAGGGAAUACGGGGUGUUUAUAUUGACUUCUUUUGUUUUCGCUGAGACCCAGGCACGUACAAUCUCGCAUCUUUCAUUUAUCGUAUGGGGCUAUAGCUAUGAGGCGCCGGCUUGAAGCCGACCAUACCUGGGGAUUUCUCAGGAGAGAGAGGGUGAUUUACCAGACUGAAAUGAAUGAACAAGAAGAGCCCACUGAACAAAUCUUCGAUGAACGAAU